Apis dorsata (giant honeybee) is the source of this 978-nucleotide messenger RNA. RefSeq lists its product as uncharacterized. The annotation marks the transcript as partial. The record is from RefSeq and is a predicted model, not a curated record. NCBI's taxonomy places the organism in Eukaryota, Metazoa, Arthropoda, Insecta, Hymenoptera, Apidae. The transcript has 2 exons.
UUUCAAGGGAAUCGCUUGGAUCGUUGCGCGCUUUUCCAUCGAGCGGAUGAUUCCUGUGACAACAGGAUGGGCCGAUAGAAAGUGGAUAGAGAUAGUAUUUGUCGCGCAAUCAGGAAUCAUCGAUGAACAUCGAGUGGUUGGCAACGUGCUCCACCGGUUAAUACCACGACGAAAUUACGCCGCGCCAAGUGUAGCCAGAAAUUGGCAGGAUAACGUGGCCACACUCGAUUAUUGGGUGCAGGAGAGAUCCUCUCCCAGCGGGUUCGUCGCGUUAGGUAUAAGGGAGAAGAAACCUUGAAACGAGAUUACGCGAAGAUGCGAGAACGAUCCAAAAAAUGAACGAUGAAACGAUCCUGAAGGGUUUGACCGGUGGCGGUAACAUUCCAUUCGCGGACGAGGAUGGAACGGUGGCGGGGCUCGAGCAUCGCGGCGCACGAUCGAGCGCCGCGCGGGCAGAGGUGACGCGGAAGGAAGCGCACACUUUGGGGACGUUCGGUGGGCCGUCGAGGAUGGAUCGAGAGGAAAGGAGCUGCUCGAUGCUGGAACGGAAUGCGAGCAUGUUCGUCGGUCAGAGGCAGUACAAGCAAUCGCCCGGCCCUAGGAGGAUCGGCUCGAGGAACGAGGCGAUCGAGGGGAGCGGGGAGAAUGCUCUGCAACGGUACGAGAACGCCGUGUUGAAGUAUCGGAGGGCGAGCAGGCAAGGGAGUCGGGACAGGCAGAAUCACGGUUGCUCGAGCAGCGACGAGAGCGUGGCGAGGAACAAGUCGAAGAGCAUCAGCUCGAUCGACACGCAAUCGGUGAACAACAUAUUGGACGAGUACGAGGACCUCGAUUACGGGAGAUCGUCCGAUUUGAGCGACGUCGGGAGCAUAAGCGUGUCCAACUUCGAGGCGGUGAUGAUGGACCAGCGGAAGAGGCAGCAGCAGCAGCAGGAGAGGUCGAGAGCGGCGUUGGCCGCGUCGAGGAUGCAGCCCAAGU